UGGGUGUUUUGGCUCAGCCGCCUGACCGUAGCGGAGCCGGAAGUACGGGAGGGGGCGUUGAUUGGUUGCGAGCGCUGCCCGUCCCUCGCUUCGCUUGGGAACUGGCCGACUGAGUGGCCGCCAGCGGACGGGGUGCGGGUGAGCGAGUGAGACCACCAGGACCAUCACAAUGAGUCUACGGAAGCAAACCCCUAGUGACUUCUUAAAACAAAUUAUAGGAAGGCCUGUUGUUGUAAAGUUAAAUUCUGGAGUUGAUUAUCGAGGUGUCCUGGCUUGCCUGGAUGGGUAUAUGAACAUAGCUCUGGAGCAGACAGAAGAAUAUGUAAAUGGUCAAUUAAAGAACAAAUAUGGGGAUGCAUUUAUCCGAGGAAAUAAUGUUCUGUAUAUAAGCACACAGAAGAGGAGGAUGUGAAGAUGCCUAAAGAGAGAGGUUUUGUACGGCUGCAUUUUUUCCUAAAUGAUGAGAACUGUUUGAUUUGUAGUUAGUAAUUCUUGGUUGAAUAAUACAGCUGUUUAAAUAUUUGUUAUUUGCUGUAAAGCUGGUGUUAUUGUAGUGACUAUGGAGGGAAGAGUUUUUUUAAUUCCAAACUACCAGAACACAAUUGUAAACUUUUCUGAAAACGUCAGUUGUGAAAAAGUGCUUUGUUACACUGUGCAGAAUUAAAUAAAAAAUGGAAAAGUA
Mauremys reevesii (Reeves's turtle) is the source of this 682-nucleotide messenger RNA. It is a transcript of the gene LSM6, whose product is annotated as LSM6 homolog, U6 small nuclear RNA and mRNA degradation associated. Gene Ontology annotation, cellular component: sno(s)RNA-containing ribonucleoprotein complex; nucleolus; U6 snRNP. Lineage: Eukaryota; Metazoa; Chordata; Testudines; Geoemydidae. The transcript is spliced from 4 exons. Gene Ontology annotation, molecular function: RNA binding. Gene Ontology annotation, biological process: mRNA splicing, via spliceosome; maturation of SSU-rRNA. The coding region runs from base 170 to 412 and encodes 80 amino acids. The record is from RefSeq and is a predicted model, not a curated record.